AUGAAUAUCAUCACUUCUUCUCAAAGAGAGCCUACGGACUCACAACGUAUAAAAGCUCAGAAUAAGCUGUUUGUUGUGAAUAUCAAAAGGGAGACCACAGGACAAAAAGUUUCGUUAAACGACAGAUUUUCUUUCUUGGCCAAUUGCCAUAUCUUGAUUGACAAGAAAGAGGGAGAAGAUAAAGAAAGUUUGAAGUAUCCUGUGUCUCUAGUUCCUUAUAACCCUCCUGAAGAUACCUUACAUGAGCCAACUGUUGGAAAUCAUACAAGUCCUAUAACUUCUUUUCCGUGUAGAAAUGAAGUCACUCCUGCCAAUACUACUACUUUUACUCCUAGUCCAUUCCGUAACUUCAGAGGUGGUUCGAAGUAUCAACCUAUGAAGUCCAAAUGGCAGGGUUAA
This is a messenger RNA of Auanema sp. JU1783, 399 nucleotides long. The record is from the annotation of a GenBank genome assembly. NCBI's taxonomy places the organism in Eukaryota, Metazoa, Nematoda, Chromadorea, Rhabditida, Rhabditidae.